UGAUUACAUUUCCAUAGAUAUUGUCAAAGGGCGCAUAGUUUUUGACAACUAGUUAUUUUUCGGCGUUUUCCAAUAAAAUAUAAAGUGUAGCGUUGUUUUUGUGCUUUUCAGUUUAUGAAAAUAGUUUAUGGUCGAAGAAAAUUGCUUUACAAACGCAUAAAACAAUCUUUACUCUUGAGUAAGAAAUUUUGAUUCAUUAUGGGACGUCGUAAAUCUAAAAGAAAGCCUCCACCGAAGCGAAAAAAUAUUGAACCUUUGGAUCAGCAAUUUAACUGUCCAUUCUGUAAUCAUGAGAAGUCUUGUGAAGUAAAAAUGGAUAAAGGACGAAAUACAGCGAGGAUAACAUGUCGUGUUUGCCUUGAAGACUUCCAAACUGGAAUUAACUUUUUAUCGGAACCUAUAGAUGUAUACAAUGACUGGGUAGAUGCCUGUGAAACUGCUAAUUAAUCGUAAUUUAUAUUGAACUUUAAGUAAAUAUGUAUGUAUUUACAAACAUAUAUUGGUAGUCCAUGUGUUCCGCAGGGCUACACAACAGACGUUACCAGGGCAUGCAUAAUAAAUUUAAUAAACCUUGAUCGCCAACACA
This is a messenger RNA of Drosophila nasuta, 586 nucleotides long. RefSeq names its product transcription elongation factor 1 homolog. Gene Ontology annotation, biological process: transcription elongation by RNA polymerase II. Gene Ontology annotation, molecular function: RNA polymerase II complex binding. The record is from RefSeq and is a predicted model, not a curated record. The transcript has 2 exons. The coding region runs from base 199 to 447 and encodes 82 amino acids. Gene Ontology annotation, cellular component: transcription elongation factor complex. Lineage: Eukaryota; Metazoa; Arthropoda; Insecta; Diptera; Drosophilidae.